AUGGCUGACUCACCGGCUUCCUCUCUCUCGUCCAUCAUCACAGAAAGCUCAUCCUCGGACCACGAGGAGGCAAAGCCCGACACACCCUCCGCCUCAAACCUCCCACCGUCAAAGCGUCGCCGCACGGGGAUGGCUUCGUGGGAUCGCCAAACUCCAAUGUCAGCUCUGCAAGAUGAUAUCCCUCCAAGCUCUCCUGCCUCGACCAUCUCCUCCGAUACCUCCGGCGAGCUGCCGACCGACCAUGCGACCUUGGCCCUGCUCGGCAGUGCGAUUGGGGACGACGACUAUAGCGGCCAGGGGAAUGACCAGGUCACCAUAUGCCGCUGGGAAGGCUGCGAGGCCGGUGAUCAGGGCAACAUGGACGAGCUGGUCCGACACAUCCAUGACGCGCAUGUCGGCAGCCGACAGAAGAAGUACUCGUGCGAAUGGGUCGACUGCAGUCGCAAGGGCCAAACCCAUGCCAGUGGCUAUGCGCUACGUGCCCAUAUGAGAAGCCAUACGAGAGAGAAACCUUUCUAUUGCGCACUUCCAGAAUGCGAUCGGAGUUUCACCCGGUCGGAUGCCCUCGCCAAACACAUGCGCACCGUUCACGAGACCGAAGCACUACGACCUUCGGACCCUGUACCGAAACAUCACAACCCGGCCCUCCCUGCCCUUGGCGGCACCGCAACCCCUACCAGCAAACUGCAACGUAUCAAGCUGAAACUCUCGCACCCCCCCAAAGAUGAGGCAGAUCAGUACGGCGACAGUGAUGUGAUUGAAACAGAGGACCUUGAUGAGAUCGAACUCCCCGAACUCGCUCCUGAGGUGGGGUUUGACGAGCACGAACUGUCGCUCCGCUCCAUGGACCUCUACCGGCUGCUGCGCCGGCAGAUCUUCUGGGCGGAGAAGGAAUCCGUCGAGCUACGAAAGGAAUGGGAGAGGAUACAGCCCAAGCGCAAGGAGGCCUGGCGCGAGAAAGAAGGCAUCUUUGACGACGUGAUCGACGCCGAGCUCCGGCUUUUCAGCGCCAUCGUCGGUAGCGAGGGU
This is a messenger RNA of Penicilliopsis zonata CBS 506.65, 1029 nucleotides long. RefSeq lists its product as hypothetical. The annotation marks the transcript as partial. Gene Ontology annotation, cellular component: nucleus. Gene Ontology annotation, molecular function: RNA polymerase II cis-regulatory region sequence-specific DNA binding; DNA-binding transcription factor activity, RNA polymerase II-specific. Gene Ontology annotation, biological process: regulation of transcription by RNA polymerase II. The transcript has 2 exons. Lineage: Eukaryota; Fungi; Ascomycota; Eurotiomycetes; Eurotiales; Aspergillaceae. The record is from RefSeq and is a predicted model, not a curated record.